GCCUUGAAGGGUGACUUGUGUUUUGCUGUUUAGUAAACGCAUUGUGUCGGCUUAGUCUUGCAAAUCGAGCCGGUUUCUUCAAAUUUUAAGAUGUUUCUCACCAGAUCAGAAUAUGACCGUGGUGUCAACACAUUCUCACCGGAAGGAAGACUUUUCCAGGUUGAAUAUGCCAUUGAAGCUAUUAAGUUAGGCUCAACCGCGAUUGGCAUUUCCACCGCCGAGGGAAUUGUCUUAGCCGUGGAGAAGAGAAUCACUUCGUCACUGAUGGAGCCAUCCACAAUCAAGAAGAUCGUGGAGGUGGACAAGCACAUUGGUUGUGCUGUGAGUGGUUUGAUCGCUGAUUCUCGAACCCUCAUUGACAAAGCCAGAGUGGAGGCCCAGCACCAUUGGUUCGUCUACAACGAGAAGAUGAGCGUCGAGUCUGUUGCACAGGCUGUGUCCAACCUGGCCAUUCAGUUUGGUGACACGGAUGAUGACAGUGGAUCGUCCAUGAGCCGACCAUUUGGAGUAGCUAUGUUGUUUGCUGGAUGUGAUGAGAAGGGGCCUCAGCUGUUUCACAUGGAUCCGUCUGGAACUUAUAUUCAAUUCGAUGCCAAGGCUAUUGGUUCUGGCAGUGAAGGUGCCCAGCAACAGUUGCAAGAAGUCUACCAUAAGGGCAUGACUCUGCAAGAAGCAAUCACACACGCACUCACAAUUCUGAAACAAGUGAUGGAAGAAAAAUUGAACUCAACAAACGUGGAGCUUGUGACGGUCACCAAGGACCGUCUUUUCCACAUGUUCACUAAAGAGGAGGUGGAGGAAGUUAUCAAGAAUAUUGCCUAGACGGUUGCUUGCGUUUCAGCUUACCUUACUUACGUUACAUUUUGGCUCAAGUGAAGAGAAACGGAUUCAUCUAAUUCUUACAAGAUUUAUUCACCUUUCUUCGGUCUGGUUUUGUAUUUCUUGAAUUGGUUUCAAAUAAAUUAAUCGUAAGUUUUUAUCUUGUAAGGAA
This is a messenger RNA of Cloeon dipterum, 991 nucleotides long. It is a transcript of the gene Prosalpha5, whose product is annotated as proteasome alpha5 subunit. Lineage: Eukaryota; Metazoa; Arthropoda; Insecta; Ephemeroptera; Baetidae. Bases 91 to 822 code for a protein of 243 amino acids. The record is from RefSeq and is a predicted model, not a curated record. Gene Ontology annotation, biological process: proteasome-mediated ubiquitin-dependent protein catabolic process. The transcript is spliced from 5 exons. Gene Ontology annotation, cellular component: proteasome core complex, alpha-subunit complex; nucleus; proteasome core complex.